This is a messenger RNA of Arvicola amphibius (Eurasian water vole), 1007 nucleotides long. RefSeq names its product glutathione S-transferase Mu 3-like. The record is from RefSeq and is a predicted model, not a curated record. Gene Ontology annotation, biological process: glutathione metabolic process. Gene Ontology annotation, molecular function: glutathione transferase activity. Lineage: Eukaryota; Metazoa; Chordata; Mammalia; Rodentia; Cricetidae.
UCCCACCUUUCCCUUAGGCCUUUAAAGUUCCCUGCUCAACUUUUCUGAAGGCAGUCUGAGAAGACCAAGGUCCCUGCACCAUGCCUAUGACACUGGGUUACUGGAAUGUCCGCGGACUGACACACCCCAUUCGCCUGCUCCUGGAAUACACAGACUCAAGCUAUGAGGAGAAGAGAUACGUCAUGGGGGACGCUCCCAACUUUGACCGAAGCCAGUGGCUGAGUGAGAAAUUCAAUCUGGGACUGGACAUUCCCAAUCUGCCCUACUUAAUUGACGGGUCCCACAAGAUCACUCAGAGCAACGCCAUCCUGCGCUACCUUGGCCGCAAGCACAACCGUUGUCCUGUGUGUGCUGCAGGUGGGGAGACGGAGCAGGAGAGGAUUCGUGUGGACACUUUGGAGAACCAGGUCAUGGACACUCGCAUUCAUCUCAUGAUAGUUUGCUGCAACCCUGAGUUUGUGAAACAGAAGCCAGAGUUCUUGAAGGCCAUCCCUGAUAAGAUGAAAAUCUUCUCUGAGUUCCUGGGCAAGCGGCCAUGGUUUGCAGGGGACAAGAUCACCUAUGUGGAUUUCCUCGCCUACGAUAUUCUUGACCAGUACCGCUUAUUUGAACCCACGUGCCUGGAUGCAUUCCCAAACCUCAAGGACUUCUUGGCCCGCUUUGAGGGCCUGAAGAAGAUCUCUGCCUACAUGAAGAGUAGCCGCUUCCCUCCCAAGACUGUGUUUACUAAGAUGGCCCAGUGGGGGUACCGAUUAGGUCCCUGCCAGCCCCUGCCAUGCUGGCAACCCACAGGGAGGAUCUGUCCACACUGGGAUCCUCCAGGCCUUGGGACAGCUGGCCUCCUGCACUUCUGCCUCACUGUUCCCAUUUCUUUCUCCUUUCCACAAGGCUUUGCAGCGGCCUGUCCUAGUCAAGGUCCCUGUGUUGUCAUUCUCCCGCUUCCUUCACCAAGAGGUCCCUUCUUCACUUAUGCCCCAACCGACAAACAGUCCUCUUCUGUGAUUUGA